Molecule: messenger RNA, 1254 nt
Organism: Zophobas morio
Lineage: Eukaryota; Metazoa; Arthropoda; Insecta; Coleoptera; Tenebrionidae
Product: coatomer subunit delta-like
Exons: 8
Coding region: 1-1254 (417 amino acids)
Biological process (GO): retrograde vesicle-mediated transport, Golgi to endoplasmic reticulum; Golgi localization; endoplasmic reticulum to Golgi vesicle-mediated transport
Cellular component (GO): COPI vesicle coat
Source: RefSeq, a predicted model, not a curated record
AUGGUUUUGUUAGCUGCUGGUAUUUGUAAUAAGAAUGGGGAACUUCUGGUUUCUCGACAGUUUGUGGAAAUGUCCCGUUCACGGGUAGAAGGUUUAUUUGUUACCUUUAGCAAACUACCCAAAAAAGAACUUUUAUCCCCGUUACACCUUAUACUAAAUCAACAACUAUCUUAUGAUCUUUGUAACCUUUAUAUACCUAAAAGCUCCUUUAUAACGCACUUAGGGUACCGUGAGAAUGUCGAUCCCGUUCAAAUCAGAACAAUAAUGGCUAAAGAAAGUUUAGAUGAGUAUGUAGCUAACAAAUUAGAGGAGAGCAAAGUCAAGGAGGCCAAAGCUGUAAUGAGGCAGAAAGCGUUAGAGCUUGAGAAAAAAAAGAAACUCGGUUAUGAUAAGUCAGUUACGCCUUUGAGGGUUAUGAGGAGACCAGCGAUGUCGAUUCUGUGGGAAAGACGGAGCCCUCGUUUCGAUCAAGAAGUGAAAAGUCUUGAGCAUUUAUAUGCAAUUGUCCUCUGGCGGGCCUUCAGCUACAGUUUUGCUAGGCCAGUCAGGAAGGGAUGGCGGCUGGACAAGAAGAAAGAGAACGACGAAUUUAUUGGAAGCCUCGUGGCGGAAGGUAGCUCGUCAGUAGGCAAAAAAAAAGAUAAGCAAAUUUUUACUGCUUAUACACAUGCAGGGGAAAGCUUGAUCGCGCCCUUGAAUAAAGUGGCAUCGCCCUCAAAAGAUUAUGAAAUCCACGGCUCCUCACCAACUGACGUGAAUGCAAUUUUGGAGGAGAAACUAAGACUGGAAGUACAUCGCGAAGGGCAACUGCAAAAGCUUGAACUGGAGGGGACGCUCAAGUUGCAGGCUUUGGAGCCUCAACGCGCUUGCCUCCAGGUUCACCUGGACUUGCCAGAGGACAGUGGCCUGGUCUACAAGAUUCAUCCGCAGUUGGACAAGUCGCUCUUUGCGAGGUGCAUUCUGGGUCACAAGCAACGCAACAAACCCUUCCCACCGUCCGAGCUUACGGUUCUGCGGUACCGCUUGCAGCAGCCGACGACCUGGAAAAAUUUAAAGGCCUCCUCCCUAGUAAACUGCUGGCCUUCAUUAGAAGCUGAUAAUACUUGCAGCUUGAGCGUAGAGUACGAGCUGGAAGACCCGCAACUCACGCUAAAGCACGUGGUCAUCUCCAUUCCAUGGUGCUCCCCGCCUUUUGCUGAUAAUGGAAGCCUUUUCUCACUUUUACCCUCGGUCGACAAGCCCGACGCCUCCUGA